Hansenula ciferrii is the source of this 1119-nucleotide messenger RNA. RefSeq names its product Zinc finger SWIM domain-containing protein 2. Bases 1 to 1119 code for a protein of 372 amino acids. Lineage: Eukaryota; Fungi; Ascomycota; Saccharomycetes; Phaffomycetales; Wickerhamomycetaceae. The transcript is spliced from 2 exons. The record is from RefSeq and is a predicted model, not a curated record.
AUGCAUUUCAAAUUUUUGAUUCCAAUUGCACUGGCUACAAUAUUGGCUUUCAAUGGUGCAAUACAAGCUGCACCUGUUCCACAGAAUAUUUCUGAAAGUAUUAUCGAUGAGAAUACUCCAACUGUUAGCAAUGCUACUACAAUCUCAAAUCAGACAAUUGAGGAAACAGCUACACCUGUUAGUUCGUUGUUGGAUGAUGAAAACUCUCAUUAUAUGAAUGCUGAGAAAGAUAAUAACGAAACCAAAAAGAAGAAAAAAAAAUCUAAAGGUUUACACGUUGUUUCAAUAGUUUUCAUAUCUCUUCUUUGCCCCGUUGUUGGUAUCUGGCUCUACAUUGGCUUUUUGAAUAUAUCAAAAGAAUAUUCCAGAAAACGGUAUCAGAAUUUUCUUGAAAUGACUAAGUACAUCAAAAGAGAUGUCAAGGGAAAGGGUCAACCAUGGUCUACUUAUUUAAGACGGGUUAUUUUCAAUUGGAAAACUUUAGGUAUUCUAAUCAUUGGUUUGAGUUUGGCUGGUUUAGUAAUAUUAAUAUGGAAUAUCUUCAAAUAUUUGUUUAUUUGGCCAAUAAUGGCAAUAUUCAACUUUGGUGUGGUUAAAAAAUUCUUCGCUACACUUGCAACUCCAUUCAAAAUCGAUGAAUACCCACCACCUCAUGAGUCAAACAAUGGAAACAACUCCAAUGAAACAACUACAGCCAAAGGUUCAGAUGAAGUGCAAGGUAACAUUGUCAAAAGAUCACAAGUUGAACAAUAUAUAUUUGAUGAAGGAAAGUUAUUCGAAACAGCAAAUAGUAUUUUUUCACCAGAGUUCCAAUGUUGUGAAGAAUUGACAGGAGAUGCCUUAUUUGAGAAGUACCCUGAUCAUGCAUCGAAACGAGAACCAUGCCCCAUAUGUCUUGAAAGCUUACAUUCAAACGACUUGUUGUUGUUGUUACCUUGUAAUCAUGUUUACCAUCGUGCUUGUUUACAUGAUUUUAAAAGAAGCUUACAAACAGCAAAUUUAAAUCAAGUUAUUAUGGUUAGAUGUCCAACAUGUCAGUUGAAUCUUGUCAGGUUGUAUCAAUAUUAUAUUGAUCAUGGGUUAGAUUUCAAAGAGGUUAAAUUUGACAAUAGAGCCUGA